This is a messenger RNA of Oreochromis niloticus (Nile tilapia), 2574 nucleotides long. RefSeq names its product rab GTPase-activating protein 1-like. The transcript is spliced from 8 exons. NCBI's taxonomy places the organism in Eukaryota, Metazoa, Chordata, Actinopteri, Cichliformes, Cichlidae. The coding region runs from base 1479 to 2540 and encodes 353 amino acids. The record is from RefSeq and is a predicted model, not a curated record.
AAAUAAAGAAAAAACAAACUUACUGGUAGUGUACAUUAGAGCAGGAAGUGCAGAUUAAAAAAAAAAAAAAAGCCACAGAGGGGGAAACAAAAAAACGUAACUAAACAUAUGCAGUAGAUAUUGGUGUAUAUUUACAUGGUUUUUUGGUCUGUCUUUUCCACACGGUGACUCAGACAGUAGAUACGCGAUGUUGAAAUCAGUUUCUGGUCACAGAAGAGAAAAAAACAGAAAACUACAGACGUACAUUAGAGCGGGAAUUGUUUUGAUUUUUUUCUUUAAAGCCACAAAGGGGAAACAAAUAAAAAUUACAAAAUUCAGAUAAAGAAAGGUAGUGAAACACUGAAGUUUAAAGAAAGGGAAGUGAAACCUUAAAAAAGAAACCGGUCUGUCAUCAAGAAAGAGAAGAUAAAAACUGAGAGGUUUAUAAUGCAAGCCAGGAAUUAAGAGAAACCAUGCAUCAUUACAUGAAAGUGACACCGAGACCAUGGGGAAAAAGAGGGCGUCGAACGCAGAAUCCUCCUUGUUAUUCCACACUGGUGCUUUGGUAUUUGAGUGCUUUACCUGCUCGACCCGUUUCAUACCCUGUCAGGCUGCUUCACCCAUGACAAUAAUAGAGCGACAGUUCUCUGUCACGCCAACACCUGCGGAUGACAGAUCGCAAAUACGACAUCUUUUACUCUUUAAAUACAUAAGCAGGGUCUGGCAGCUUCACACAGCACCUCUACCUGGCAAAGAAAAGUGUAAAGGGGGGAAAAAGGAGAAGAAAAGAUGAUUGGAGUGAAUUUUUAAAGAGGUUUGAAAGCUUAAAGUGUGAGAGAAAAACAAUUCAUAGCGUGAGCUUGCUUUCACCAAAUAAAUUAGAGUGAACUAGUUUGUUUGAAAAGUUCAGCUCCAAAAACACGUGUUUCUUUUUUUGUUCUUCUAUAUAUGUAUACGUGCGUGUGAGAGAGAGCAUGGACACGUGAGUUGAUAAGAAAGCCGAGCUCUGCUCUGGGUGUGUGUAAGGUUGUCUUAUUGUCACACUCCCUCUCAGGUCGGUUGUAAACCCUGUUGAACCUGUUACCGCCCGAAUACCUAUAACACUGUUUUUCCUGAAACAAUAGGGAGUUCUGACUGACCUCUAACGAGGAUUCAAGCAGAGAUACAUUUUACCUUUGGCGUAUUAUUCUGUUACUCACCUUUGGACUAUAAACAGACUUUCCUUAUCCUCGGAUGACUUGGACUUUAACCUGAUAUUUCCUGUUUAUGCUCAAAUACUGGACUUGCAACGAUCAUCACUGCAAGGAAGAAGAAGGUGACUGCAUCGCUAUGAACCCGCUUCUUUAAUUCACUUAAGAGACACAUUGUCCUUCAGGCCUGACGGGAUCCCCAUUACUUCUCGUGGGUCUGUUUAAAAUUGGAGUCUCGACGUGCAAAAGCUCUGACUGUUUACAUCUGAUUGAGCGGAGGCAGCUCUUGUAGCUGCAUAUUUGGACAAGAUGAUGGAAGAGGUGUCCAUGGUCAAUGCUUACGAUGCCCAUGCAAUCGAACAGAUGAGCGAGGAGGAGAUUUUUGCCUGUCUGGAGUCUGAAACAGGACCUAAAUUCACAGUACCAACAAAGAAAGCUAAACUGAAGGAGUGCCGGCUUCAAAUAAUGGAUGAUGAGGAAGACACUUUGGACAAAUAUGUGAAGGAAAACCGUCAGCUUCAGCAGGCCAGCCUUCGUCUGGAGCAGGAAAAUGACAAUCUGGCCCACAAAUUGAUCACCAGCAAGGUGGCCCUGAGGAACGCUCUAGACAAGGCGGAGGACAGAGUGGACGAACUAACCAAAGACCUUAUGGAAACUAGACAGCAACUGCAGACCACAGAAGAGGAGAAAAGAGGGAAAGAGGAGGAAGAUGCCAUGCUGAAGGAAGUGUUUCGGAGAGAAAUAGAAAAGGCUGAGCAGAAACUCAAAAGGUCGUCUGGUAUCAUUGCAGACUACAAACAGAUCUGUUCUCAGCUGACAAACCGCCUUGAAAGCCAGCAAGCCGCCCACAGAGAGGAGAUGGAUUCACUUAAGAGUGCAAUAAAAGCUUGUUCCCACUGUCAACACGUCGUGAAUUCAGAUGAAACGUCCGACAUAGGUGGGGACUCAGGAACGGCUGCGCAGACAGAAGAUCAGAAAGUGACUGAACAGGGCUUGGAGGAGAUGGAUGAAGGUCCCACGCUGGAGGAGCAGAGGAGGAGGGAGCAGGAAAAGGAGCUCCUCAGGGCUCAGAUUGGGGAAUUGGAAAAGGAGCUGGUCCAGACCAAACUCCAGAUGGUGGAGGCCACGUGCAAAAUCCAGGAGCUGGAGCACCAGAAGGGAAUCCUGACCAGUGAUCUGCAGGAAGCAAAGAACAGCUGGAUCAGCAAGGCCUUCACCUCGCUGCGGACCUCCAGCGGGGGGCUUCACAGUCUUAACAUACACAAAGACGGGACUCACACAGUGGGUUGGAACCUCCACAGUGCCUCCCUCUCUGGAUGGAGCCCCAAGAAGCUAUCGUGGCCUCACAGAGUCAAUCGAGAAAAUGUCUGAGAGCUUGGACUGUGAAUGCGCAGAUGACAUAAAA